This is a messenger RNA of Amborella trichopoda, 1706 nucleotides long. Its product is annotated as putative serine/threonine-protein kinase PBL7. The record is from RefSeq and is a predicted model, not a curated record. Gene Ontology annotation, biological process: protein phosphorylation. NCBI's taxonomy places the organism in Eukaryota, Viridiplantae, Streptophyta, Magnoliopsida, Amborellales, Amborellaceae. Gene Ontology annotation, molecular function: ATP binding; protein kinase activity.
ACAUCAAUGGAAGAUAGAAUCCUCUAAGUGGGGCAAGAAGUAAACCACUCAAGUUUUAAGGAUACAUCACAUAGACGUAGAAAGAUAGAGGAGAGAGAAAGAAAGAGUGCAUAUAGGAUAGAGCAUGUGGGGAUGAGGAAAGCCACCUUCUAAUCCCUUCGAUGCAUCAAUCCCAAUCCCAAUCUCAAUGAAAAAUAAAGGAAGAUGGCGAUCCAAGAGAAUGGGGAAAUGAAAGUUUAGAGAGGGAAAGAGAGAUGUUUGCAAGCCAUCACAUAGCGAUGCGUUCAACCGCUGAACCACCCUCUCUCGUCACUCAAGCGCAUCAGCAGAGACCCCAUAGCCAUGCCAAUGGGAUUCGAGCUCACACUGUUCUCCUCGUUAUUCUUCCCACCAUUUCUCUCUCUCUCAUCGUCGCACUCCUCCUGAUUUUGGUGCUCAUUUACAGGCCGAGGUCUUCAUCCAACAGAGCUGAAAAGCUCGCAGGAAAUGCUUACGUGCCUAAGAAUCUAAGUGCUCCCUCUGUCACAUCUAGCCCCGGUGAUGUGAGGAAAUGUGGUUAUAUUGCGAGGCCCCCCUCUAAAUUUAGAGGAGGAGGUCAGGUAUUCACAUAUAGAGAGCUUGAAUUGGCCACUGAUAAAUUUAGUGAAGAAAAUGUGAUUGGAAAUGGUGGAUUUGGGGUGGUGUAUAGAGGGGUCUUGACUGAUGGCACCCAAGCUGCCAUCAAGCGCUUGAACAGGGAUGGAAAGCAAGGAGACAGGGAUUUUAGGGUCGAGGUGGACUUACUAAGUCGACUGCAAUCACCGUACCUGGUUCAGUUGAUCGGAUAUUGUGCUGACGCCAACCACCGAAUUCUGGUUUUUGAAUUGAUGUCCAACGGUAAUUUGAGAGAGCACUUGAAUUCCAACGGUCAAGAAGGGAGUCCUGCUUAUUUAGAUUGGGGCACUAGGCUAAGGAUAGCCCUUGAUGGGGCCAAGGGCCUUGAAUACUUGCAUGAGAAGUCCACCCCUGUUAUACAUAGGGAUUUCAAGACCACCAAUAUCCUUUUGGACCAUGACUAUAGGGGGAAGAUCUCUGAUUUUGGCUUGGCAAAGUUUGGGUCCCAGAAGCCCAAUGGCCUCGUCUCGACUCGUGUGCUCGGCACCACCGGAUAUGUUGCCCCAGAGUAUGCGAUGACUGGAAAAUUGACGACAAAAUCAGAUGUUUAUAGCUUUGGAGUGGUUCUUUUGGAGCUCAUAACUGGGAGGGUCCCAGUUGAUAUGAAGAGGCCAGCUGAUGAGAGUGUGUUGGUUUCAUGGGCUCUCCCUAAGCUGACCAACAGAGAGAAGGUGCAGGAAAUGGUGGACCCUGUUCUUGAAGGACAGUAUUCAUACAAAGAGCUAAUACAGAUAGCAGCCAUUGCAGCCAUGUGUGUGCAAUCGGAAGCUGAUUACCGACCAUUGAUGACCGAUGUGGUGCAAUCCCUCAUUCCUCUUGUCAAGCAGAAAGCUUCUGCCCUCAUUGCCACCACUCCAAAACUUGGGCACCAAAUAGUCACCCUCAAGUCCUCUUCCAUUGAUAGCGAGAGCAGUGGCACUAAUAGCCCCCACUUCUAGGGCUUUUUUUUUUCCCUUUGAGAGAGAGAGGAGAGAUUGUACAGAUCUUGUUCCUGAAAAGAGUGCUGUAAUUCUUAUUUUCCAUGUUAUAUGAAACUUAUGGUGCUUCAAUCA